Messenger RNA from Cataglyphis hispanica, 4103 nucleotides. RefSeq names its product steroidogenic acute regulatory protein-like (gene Start1). The coding region runs from base 443 to 1903 and encodes 486 amino acids. The transcript has 12 exons. Gene Ontology annotation, molecular function: lipid binding. NCBI's taxonomy places the organism in Eukaryota, Metazoa, Arthropoda, Insecta, Hymenoptera, Formicidae. The record is from RefSeq and is a predicted model, not a curated record.
GUGCGAUCGACUCCAGACACUCUGUAUAUAUCUUGUCACGUUAAGUUAGGUGCAUUCGACGCGCGUUGCCUGACUUCAGACGCAUGAACACAUAUACAUAUGAAUACGACGCCGAAGAAACGUCAUAUUGUUCCGUUUUGUCACUUGUUUAUAUUCGGCGAUAUCGGAGUACAAUACAGUGGUGUGAAGUCGAGGUGCGUGUAUUUCGCGCGAUGCACGUGCGUGACAUUGUUUCGUUAAACAAUUCGGUUGCGCGAUCGCAUCUAUGAGCACUCUCAACUACAAAACGCAAAAAAUGUAUGAUAUUCGCUCUUUUGUCGAUCUUUGAAAUCUCCCUGCUUGCAUCGCUCGAUGAAAUAAAUUGAAAUAAACGACAGCAUACAAGUUUUUGAGGUCGACGUUACGACAACGACGACGACGACAUCAGAAGUGUAUCAGAGGGAUGGCAGAAGAUGAGAGACAAAUUAGGAUGGCCGCUGAGGCCAUACUGAGCGGCUCCAUCAACUCCCAAAGAAGUUCAGUUACCCAGCAUAGCAUGACACGAUCGCCAGAUAUUGUCUUCAGCGAAGAUUUGAUCGCAGGAGCGAGACACAACGGCAGAAUGUCCAACGUUAGACGUUUCUUCUGCCUUUUCGUCACCUUCGAUCUUCUCCUUACAUUUCUCAUGUGGCUUAUUUGCACGAUGAUUGCAGGUGAAAGUUUAAAUACAGCUUUUGAAAAUCAGGUGAUACACUAUCAUAUAAAGACAUCUUUGUUUGACAUUGUGAUGGCAGCGAUUUGCAGGUUCACCGUCUUGUUGCUCUUUUAUGCUCUACUGUAUCUCAAUCACUGGAUCAUUGUAGCUAUAUCAACUGCCACAACAUGUGCCUUUUUAAUUGCAAAAGUUUUUCUUUUUGAUUGGACAUCAGCUAAUCAACCAGUAUUCCAAGUUUUACUAAUCUUAACAUCUUUUGUGUUAUCUUGGGCGGAGGCUUGGUUCUUUGAUUUUCGUGUGAUACCGCAGGAAACUCAAGCGCGAAAUUGGAUUCGAAAUUUUCCGGAUACAGAAAGAACUCCUCUACUACAAAAUGUCAUUACUGAAUCACGGCAAUACGCAGCAAAUGUCGAUCAUAUGAGUACGUUUUUCACACCUGUGGAUUCUCCAACUCAUUCUGAUGAUGAAGAUAUCUCCAAAAAGCAAGGAGACUCAAGAAGGUUAUCAAGAUCCAGUGAAUUAUCUAUGUUUCUAGCAAAACUUACACCCGAUAAGAUUGAUGAAUAUAAAAUGAGGGCAUCUAAAAUGUUACAAAACUGUCACAACUUAUUAACAUCAAAAGAAUGGAAGAUCGAAACUAUAACAACUGAUGGAGACGAAGUAUCCUACAUGCAGCUGCCACCAGAAUGGAAAUUGGAUGGAAAGGUCAUGAGAAUCACUGGUAUUGUCAACGCACCUGCUAGUAUAUUAAUAGAUUUAUUGUUUGAUGAUAUCGAAGAAUUUCCUUUGUGGAACAAACUUGUAACAGAGUCGAUAAAACUACAGAAUAUCGAUGAAAACACGGAUAUCAUUUAUCAAGCGACAAGUUCUUAUGGUGGUGGACUCAUCACAGCGCGAGAUUUUGUUAUUUUAAGGCAUCGUAAGAAAUGCGGCGAUUAUUAUAUGAGCAGUGGUAUAUCUGUCCCUACGACAUUGGUUCAGAUACGUCCAAAUAUAACUAGGGGUGAAAAUGGUAUAAGUUGUUUUGCAACAGAAGAGUUGUCUGAUGAAGAAGACAUUAAUAAAUGUCGCUUCACCUGGAUUUUAAAUACAAAUCUUAAAGGCUGGAUACCACAAACAGUAGUAGAGAGAGCCAUGUCCACUAGUCUAAUUGACUUCAUUACAUAUUUAAGAAAACAUUUAGAUGAUAUGCAGAAACCAUUAGUUUAACAUAAAAAUGAUAAAUAGAAUUACCUACUCUUACCUAUCUGUUUAUCUACUUAUCUACUUAUCUAUUUACCUACCUACCUUCUUUAAUAUACUAUGUUAAAUGUAUGUAUUUUUUAUUUGAUAUGCAUUGACGCACAUAAAAGCAAUAUUGAAAUUCCUUAUCAUUAUAAAAUGUAUAUUAUAAUGAUAGAUCUCUUAGAAAAUAUGCUUUAAUUACAGUUAGAAAGAUGAUGUUGUUUCCUUAAACAGAACUUUUUGAAGGAUUUAAGAUUUAACUAAUGUGAAAAAUGUAAUCAAGAUAUGCUAGGUCUAUAAUAAAAAUCCAUUUACUAUAGAUAGAAAUUUAAAGCCAUAUGUAUGAAACGAUUAUAAUUUAUAUAUAUUCGAAUUUAUCUUCUAAUUAUAUGAAUUAUUUUGUGUAAAUUUAACUUUAUAGAAAUUUUUUAUUAGUGAUUAUAUAUACAUGUUAUGUCUACUCCACAACUUAUUUAAUGAAAGGAAAUAUAUUUUUUCGUCACGAAAUUAGUUGCGAUAGAUGUAAUUUCGAACGAAGAAAAAACGUACUAUUUUAUUUUAAUCAUUGUUUUUAUAUAUAUAUAAAACGUGUAAUGUAGUAGCAAUAGUUAAAAGAAUUAGGUGUAUAUUAUGUGUUUUUUGUGUAUAAGUGCCUAUGAAUUUCAUUAAGUGCAUCUUUUUUGGAUAUCCAAUGUAUAUAUAGUGUAUUGGAAAUGUGACAUACAUAUUUAGUACACAUGAUGGCUAUGUGGCUGCAGUGUGCGAGACAACAAAGUCUUGAUAUAAAAAAUACUAUAGAAAUAUUAAAAUAACAUUUUAUUACAUUUUUUGUUUUACAGAUCUAUUAAAAAUUGUUUUUUUCUUUGAUCACAAGAUAAAUCACAAUCAUAAAGCCUAAUGUAUUAAUAUUGUGUAUAUAAUGUGCAUUUAAAUGAAAUAUAUGUAUAUUAAAUGAAAAGUUCUGAAAAUAUUUCACUUUUUAAAAAGAUAUAAUAAGAUAUAUAAUAGAUCAUUAUUAUUAACUACAUAUUUAUUUACUCGAUAAAUUUUAUAUCCGAUUGAUAAAUAUGGAAUGCACAUUAUGUUCAUACAUUGCGUCCCGCAACUGCGUCUUAUUAUUUAAAUUUAUGAAAAACAUGCAUACUUGCAUAUCUUUAUUAUUGACAAGUUUUCUUCGAUUAAUUAGCAUUAGAUAUAGAUACAUGUCACAAAUGUCGAUAUAGAUUUCCGCACUAGUUGAUGUGCAUAUUAUGCAAUUUUGUAAGAGAUAUUUGUUUCGAGAUAAAUGCACAGUGCGCAUGCAAGUUGAAGAAUUGUUUGCAUUGCUUCUUACCAUUUCAAUAUUUUUGUGAUCAAUAAUAUGCAAUCUUGUAAUAUAUUAGAGAAAAAAAUAAUAUAACGACACUAAUACAAUCUCUUUUUUCUAAAAAAACUUAAUUUCUUUCAUAAAUAAAGAAAUAAAUGUAAAGAAGAAAAUUGGCCUAUUUUGUUAUAUUAAAAUUUAAUUCACAAAGUUAAUAGCAAAUUAAAGAAAAAUUAUAUAAUUUGUUGAAAAAUACUUUGAAAUUAUCAUUAAUUAAAAGAUGAAAUUUAAUUAUCAAAUUAUUGUACAUAUAAAUAUAUUAAUCGUUGAAAGAUCUCUUAUAAUGGAAUAAAUCGUGCUAUAAUAUAUUUGACUUUUAAACUUAUUCAGUGUAUAAUAGUGUGUUCUCAACUUUAUAUGACGUAUUUUUGGUAUACAUGUCAAUAUAUAUCAUAUAAUGUAUCCUCGUUUUCACAUUUUUGUAUAUUACGAUUAAUACUGUUAAGAGACGAUUUUGAAUUUCACAUACGAUUGUAUCAUAUAAUGAAUGCAACGAUGGAGCAGGUGUAUGCGGAAAAAAUGUAUAAAUAUUCUAUUUUGUUUUAUAUAUCCAUAAUAUUAUAUACAAGUCGAGAUAGCAAUUUCUUUAUAGUAUCGUUUUAUAUGUGUCAUUUGCCGUUUAUGCAGUACUUGCAUUUUCGCUCUGGAGAUGUCUGCUGAAUCAGUACUGUGUUAUAUGAACAAUAUAUUUAGAUAGAAUAAGAUAAGAGAAUAGAAUAAUUUAAGAUGAUUUUAUAAAUCCGGUUCGGAUUCAAAUGUAAAGAUAUACCUAUAGGUCAAUAAAUGCAAAAAAAAAGAACAACUCUUGUUCUUUUUCCUAAA